AUGAUCAACCGGCGGAAGUUCUACGCUGAAUACGAGCGCUUCUGGUCGUCACCGCCUAUAGAAAAGGAUACAGCAGAUGCCGCGAUGUUAGCGCUGCACUUUGUCAUCUAUGCGAUGGGCACGCAAUUCAUGCAAGUGGCCUCAGAUCCACAGGAGAAGGAACAGGUGGCAGAAUUCUACGUUUCUGCGGCGCAUCACUCCUUACGCAUAUCGAGCUAUCUCAGCCGCCCUUCUCUACCCGCCAUCCAGGCCAUGGUUCUGAUAUGCUAUUUUCUCAUGAACGACAACCAUGCUUCGGAUGCCUGGGCGUUCGGAGGUGUCCUAAUGCGCCAAGCGUACGCCAUGGGCCUGAACCGCGAUCCCGAUCGCUUUGGACAGCGAACCUCCAAAUCCGAGAAGCAGCAGCGCCGCAAAGUCUGGCAGGCAGUCAUGUUCCAAGACACCUUCCUUACAGUACUUCUUAAGCUUCCCCCGACAGGCACCUUUUCCGACAUGGCCGUGGACUCACUGACCGACGAACCCGACGAAGAUUCCGCCUACAACAACAGCACAGGCACAGGCACCGGCCCACCGACUCCAGCAUACAGCAAUCCGAUGAGCAUCAACCACAUCGCACCUUCACCCAGGCCCGUGGAGCCAAUACCCGACUACGAGUACAUCCGCAGCAUGUGGAGGUUGGCCAAUCUCGUGCAGGCCACAAUUUGUAGACCUCGAGCCCUGAAUCAUCCCCUGACGGCCAACGCGCGGGAAAAGGCCAACAUGUUAGCCACAUACCGCACGCUCUACUCGUCCUUCCCGAGUUCCCUGAACACUACCGACCGCGAUACCGUGGCCCGGCUUGCCGCCAGUGAUCCUCGGCGGGCACGGCAAAAUCUGUUUCUACGAAGCAACUACUGGCACUGUCUGAUGAUCCUGCAGAUGGACGAAAACGACGCCGGCGGGGUGAGAUGCGACGUCAAAGGGGCGCUGGAAGCCGCCAGGCUGGCCAUCGAAGCGUUCUUCGAGCUCUGGGAUUUCUUGAGGGUUGACGCUGGCGUAUGGUGGGUCUUCCAGCAUCGCGCUUUCGAGGAAGCACUCACGAUAUCCAAACUUCUUGCAGCUGAUCGCCAGCAACAACCGGUGUCGCCCGGCCAACCACCCAAAUCAAUGAUGCCGGAGACGCUCUUCGUCGCUGCGAAAAUGGAUGUUAGGAAGAUGCUUGAUAUUCUCGAGCAUGUCGGCAGCGGUGCGCCUGAGAUGCAGAAGACGCGGACGGAUGUGCUGCGGACGGCAUUUGAGGAGAUUCCUUGGUAG
Messenger RNA from Coniosporium apollinis CBS 100218, 1293 nucleotides. RefSeq lists its product as uncharacterized. The transcript has 2 exons. The record is from RefSeq and is a predicted model, not a curated record. Lineage: Eukaryota; Fungi; Ascomycota; Dothideomycetes. Gene Ontology annotation, cellular component: nucleus. The coding region runs from base 1 to 1293 and encodes 430 amino acids. Gene Ontology annotation, molecular function: DNA binding; zinc ion binding. Gene Ontology annotation, biological process: DNA-templated transcription.